GCAGUGAAAUGACUGCUCUUGUUGGUGCAGUUCACUAAAGGUUAAGUAAGCAGAGAAAGUCCCAAGGUAAAACUUUCAGAUUGCAUUGAGGUUCACAAUUUUUGUCAACAAACAUUUGUCUCUUCCAGCCCCUCUACCUUAAAUGCAAGUUAAAAUAUAAGCAAACUGUUUUAUUGGGAUAUUUUGAAAACCUCACAUAGGAUUCCUAUGAGUUUCUGGGUGGCAUAAGCAGAAUGUUAUGACAAACCUGUUAAGAGGGAGUGAUUUGAUAUUUUUUAGUAAAGUUGCUUAAGUUAAAAACCCUAUAGAAAUUAAGGGGCACUGCUUAAGUAAGUUGAGUUUUGAGACCUUAUACUAAAAUCACAACUUAAUUCUCGAUGACUUAAUUGUAACUGCCACUGGGUAUUAGUAGUUACCACUUGUUUGUUUGAGCCUUUGUAGCAUGUUUUAACUCUUGUCCACUUUACUUUCUGUUGAAAUUGGAGCAUAAAACAGUUAUAUCAGCUGUCAUUCCUUACUGUAAUUACUGUAUAUUUAUAGCAACCCGCACCAAAUUCUUGUAUGUACAGAAGAGAGGUUUAAGUUAAAAUUUUGAAUACAAGUGAAAAAUGGAUACCUGAUUACUAACUUUAGAAUGAAUGAUACUGGCACCAUAAUUCUUUGAGCCACCUUUUAAAGGAACCUUUUUUCAGUUUGAAAAUAGCUCCAGUUUGCUUAUUAUGACUCUUGGAAGACACAAAUGUCAGUACAUGAAACUCAUCCAAUAUAAACCAUGCCAGCUGGCCAAAGCUGCCACACAGGGAAGGCUUUGUGCCUUCCUCUGUCAUAGCUGAUAUGUUUAAACCAAUUUUUUGUGUGCAUGACUGUUUUGGGGGGAGUUGGGGGGUGAUGAACUGAGCUGGCUUGGCCAUUAUUAUGAAUGGUCGCACUGGCAUGGACGUUCAUAAAUCAAGGACUUCUCUUGAGUGUAUCCUUGAGCAGAACUUUUCUUUCUUAAGACAAGUAUUGUAUACUUGUGACAGGUUAAAGUACUAACCACAUUAAAACUCAAAUGUUUGAGGCACAAUGCAGAUAUGUCCUACAUUGAAAAAGGGAAAUGUCUUACUCUGCUUCACUUAUUCUUGCUCCAGCUUAGUUACUAAAUUUAAAGGGGAGCAUUGAAAGUAAAACUCCUUGUGAUAAAAUGUCUUUCUGUUGGUUGUAUUAGUGUUAACAACUGAAACAAAAGGUUCUCCAUCAAUAUGCCACUUAAUGUCCAGACUUUAAAAUUGGACUUCAUAUGCAGAUCACUAGAGUUUCUACUUAAAUUCAGAAUAACAUCUUAGAAAUGCUGAUAGGAUUUCAACAUAAGAUAGCAACAACAAAAAAAAGCUCAAACUAAGGUGAAUUUUUUUUUAAAGUUCACCUAGCAAAAGGUAACUUGGGGAUUGAUUCCCAUUCUUUUACACAUGUCAAAAGAACCUUGAACUCUGAUUCACUGGGGCUCUGUUACUUUGCAACAGCCAAAACAAAAUCUUGUGUAUAAAUGAGAAAAACAAAACCAGUAUACCUAAUGUUCCUCUCUGAUCUCUCAAUUUCUAUGUGAGCAGAUGCAAAAUAAGUAUAAAUGGUUGCCACAGUUCUGUGGUAAAUCUUUUCCAUACCUGCCUUGCUGCCUUUUAUUUUGUGUAACUAAAUAAAAUGCAGACUGCUGUGUAACUGUAAUUAUCAACGUCUUCUGUGGUUGUUGGUGUCCAUGUCUGUUUGUAGCAUGGAGUAACUACAAAUCCCUGGCACUGGCAGACGGCUUGAAAGAAACCAAGCACCUCUUACGGGGAUAUAUUUGUGUUGGGUGGAGUUAAGGGUGUUCUGGGGGUAAUGUACCACUUUAGUUGUAUAUGCAUGUGUUCUCUGCUGCAGGCUUGCCCAUGCGAUCGUGCCUAGAGCACUCUGGUUUCCAGGUGACAGACACGAUUCACGAGGUCCUGUGAUAAGGGAGAGUCUGUACAGUCUCAGAAGGAAAAUGACUUACAAGGGGCAGAAACCAUGGUUCUGGAAAGUGUUAUGUUUGCCAUCCUUGCAGAGAGAGCGCUCGGCCCAAAGCUGUAUGGAAUCUUUCCACAAGGGCGACUGGAGGAAUUCAUUCCUAGCAGGAAACUGAGGACUGAAGAACUAAGCUUACCUGACAUAUCUGCUGAAAUAGCUGAGAAGAUGGCUAGAUUUCAUGGCAUGAAAAUGCCAUUUAAUAAAGAACCUAAGUGGCUUUUUGGAACAGUGGAAAAGUAUCUAAAUCAAGUGCUGAGAAUUAAAUUUACCAGUGAAUCCAAAACCAGAAAACUGAACAAACUUCUCAGUUACAAUCUCCCUGAAGAAAUGAAAAGUCUAAGAGCUAUGCUUGAAGCUACUUCAUCACCAGUUGUAUUUUGCCACAAUGACUGUCAAGAAGGUAAUAUCUUACUUUUGGAAGGCAGAGAGAAUUCAGAAGACCAAAAACUGAUGCUCAUUGACUUUGAAUACAGCAGCUAUAAUUACCGAGGAUUUGACAUUGGGAAUCACUUCUGCGAAUGGAUGUAUGAUUACUCGUAUGAAAAAUACCCAUUCUUCAAAGCUAGUAUUCUUAAAUAUCCUUCAAAGAAACAACAGCUUCAUUUUAUCUCCAGUUACCUGUCUGCAUUCCAUGAUGGCUUUGAAAGCCUGAGCAAUGAAGAAAAGUCCAAACUAGAAGAAGAAGUUUUGGUAGAAGUUAACAGGUUUGCCCUUGCAUCACACUUCUUCUGGGGUCUGUGGUCUAUUAUACAAGCAAAGAUCUCGUCCAUUGAGUUUGGUUACCUGGAAUAUGCAUUAUCCAGAUUCGAUGCCUACUUUGAUCAGAAGAGGAAGCUGAAGGUGUGAAUGUGGGAGGAGUGGCCUGUUGGUUACUGUAUGAAGAGGGCAGCUGGACAGAACUUUCACUGUGCUUAGGCUACUGUAUCUCUAACGAAGGUGUCACUGAAUUCCAGUUCCUGGGAAUGCAGGUGUACAGUACUGAAGACUAUAAAAAUGACUUGUUUACAGUUUCGUAAAUACUUGGAAUGAGAUUGGGGGGCAAAAGUAAAAUACAACAGUGCAAUAUCUUUAAAUCUUUUCAACCUAGAAGCUAUAUUAUGGGAGAAGCUUACAAUUAAGUGUCAAUACCACAUGCAUCAGAGCAAACCUACUGUGAGUACUUUUGGGGGGGUGUUGGCAUUAUGGUUUGUGUUGUAAGCAGAACAGCUAUAAAAGAUGAUUGAUUCCUCUUCAUGAGAAGGAAAAGCGUAGGAGACAACUGCUAAACUGUGAAGUAGGCUUAAAAACUUACUGUGAGGUUAGGUUCAACAUGCCCCAUGAACACUAUCUUCAAAGCUGCUGCUAAGUUACACCACUUUAACCAGAAGCAACUAAACACAUUGAAGCAGAGUGCUUUAAAGUGUUACUGACACAUACAUGAAUGUUUCUCUUAAGCUAGUGUGCCUGGGAAGUGAAGUAUGAGUGAGCUUUGAACUGGGCAUUCUGAUGGAGUUUGUUUUGAACUGUUCAUUCCAUGUCCUUCAAGAACAUGCUUUAGCCCAGCCUGGUUGUCUCUUAAAAUGCUGUGUCCUGCACAGGGGGUUCUGUGGACUGGCAGCACUAGGAAGAGUGCCUUGAAUUGCUCUAGUAGCUCCCCAGAUAACUGGAUUGGCAUUGACAAUACUGGUAACUGAAGCCUGUCUCUCUUCUUGUGUUGCCACAAUAUCUGGCUGUCAGAAAUAGUAGAGCCAAAGACUGGAGAACACUUCAGGAAAUUGUUCUGCCCAUCCAGUCCUUAUGUGGCUUGGGAGGUGCUUCUCUUGCACCUUCAAUUCUCAUCAUGUUCCAGUGAUUCAGUAAAGUGGAGCAUCUUGUGGGGAACAAUAACAUGUAUAUUGAAACUUGAGUAUAAUCUAUGUACAUGUCAUCUAAAGAUUUCUUUAGAUUUUUGGGAGCUUGUUUAUUUUGAAUGUUACUUGUUUGUGCUUUCUAACACACUGUAUUAUAAAUAAACUUCUAAGUCUACACUUUUUGACUUGUAUAGCAAAUACUGUUGCAAGCAGCUGAAAAAUGUGCAGCAUUUCAUGUACUGUAUAGCAUAACUUGUAAAAGCUGUCAUUUUAUUCUCUUGUAUAGAGCGUCAUUUUCCAUAUGUUCAAUUAUUAAUACUUUAUAAUAAAUAUAAAGCACUUAAAAACA
Manacus vitellinus (golden-collared manakin) is the source of this 4203-nucleotide messenger RNA. RefSeq names its product choline kinase alpha (gene CHKA). Gene Ontology annotation, molecular function: ethanolamine kinase activity; choline kinase activity. Lineage: Eukaryota; Metazoa; Chordata; Aves; Passeriformes; Pipridae. The coding region runs from base 2026 to 2871 and encodes 281 amino acids. Gene Ontology annotation, biological process: phosphatidylethanolamine biosynthetic process; CDP-choline pathway. Gene Ontology annotation, cellular component: cytoplasm. The transcript has 11 exons. The record is from RefSeq and is a predicted model, not a curated record.